AUGGCCGGAUUCUUCGAUAUCAAGGCUCGCAAAGAGGCCGCUGCAGCAAAUGGCGGCUCCACCAAAACUGCCCCCACUAAAGAUACCAACAGACUUCAGCCGUGGGUAGAGAAAUACCGGCCAAAGAGCCUCAGCGAUGUCACAGCCCAAGACCACACCAUCACAGUUCUUCAACGCACCCUCCAAUCCUCCAAUCUCCCGCACAUGCUCUUCUAUGGCCCUCCGGGCACCGGAAAGACGUCGACCGUCCUCGCCCUCGCAAAAGAGCUCUACGGGCCGGAACUCAUGAAAUCCCGCGUCCUAGAACUGAACGCCUCCGACGAGCGGGGGAUCAGCAUCGUCCGCGAAAAAGUCAAAGACUUUGCACGUAUGCAGCUCUCGAACCCCUCUCCCGGCUACCGCGACCUAUACCCAUGUCCUCCCUACAAGAUCAUCAUCCUGGAUGAAGCGGACAGCAUGACGCAGGAUGCGCAGAGCGCGCUGAGAAGAACGAUGGAGACAUAUAGCAAGAUUACCAGAUUUUGUCUUAUUUGUAAUUAUGUUACGAGGAUCAUCGAUCCACUGGCUUCGAGGUGUAGUAAAUUUCGGUUCAAGAGCUUGGAUCAGGGGAAUGCGAAGAAGCGAGUUGAGGAGAUUGCGCAGAAGGAGGGGGUUCGUCUUGAGGAAGGGGCGGCGGAUACGUUAAUUAGGUGUAGUGAGGGUGAUUUGAGGAAGGCUAUUACGUUUUUGCAAAGUGCUGCGAGGUUGGUGGGCGCCGUGAGUGUGCAAAAGGAUGAGGAUGCUAUGGAGGUGGAUGAGGAUGAUAAGGAGGGGAAUGUGGUGACGGUGAAGAGCAUUGAGGGUAUUGCGGGUGUGAUCCCGCAAGAUACGAUCGAUAAACUUGUUAAUGCUAUGCAACCCCGUUCAAAGGGGCUUGUCUAUGAAGCCGUGGCUAAGGUUGUCACGGAUAUGGUUGCGGAUGGAUGGAGCGCUACCCAAGUGGUUACACAGCUUUUCCAGUCAAUCUUGUACAACGAGUCUAUUCCCGAUAUCCAAAAGAACAAGAUAACGCUCGUCUUCUCGGAAGUGGAUAAGCGCCUGGUCGAUGGCUCAGAUGAACAUUUGACAAUUUUGGACCUAGCAUUACGAAUUUCCAACAUAUUGGCCGGGGCUUAG
Molecule: messenger RNA, 1155 nt
Organism: Venustampulla echinocandica
Lineage: Eukaryota; Fungi; Ascomycota; Leotiomycetes; Helotiales; Pleuroascaceae
Product: p-loop containing nucleoside triphosphate hydrolase
Exons: 4
Coding region: 1-1155 (384 amino acids)
Biological process (GO): DNA repair; DNA-templated DNA replication
Cellular component (GO): nucleus; DNA replication factor C complex
Molecular function (GO): ATP hydrolysis activity; ATP binding; DNA clamp loader activity
Source: RefSeq, a predicted model, not a curated record